GCAAAUGCUUUCUGAAGCCCCUGGUUACCCAACUGCAUAGAGCAUCAGAGAACAGAGAGCGUGGGAAAGCAUGGAUUGAAAAGAACAAGACAUCAAGACUGAAUUCAACCCAAUUGUGAGGACCGUUUUUUACCAUGGAGGAAGGAAACCCAGAUGGCCCAACUCAGCCAGCGGAAAGGUUGCAUUCAAUCUCGAUCAAGAGUCAAUGCUAUGGCUCCAUAAGCGAUGAACCUACAGAGAACCAGUCUUCCUCCACCAACACCAGUGUCGUCUCACCUAGAAGUUCAUAUGUUGCUGUGGCUGUGCUCUGCUAUGUAAAUCUGCUUAACUAUAUGGAUCGCUAUACAAUUGCAGGAGUUUUGCCCAGCCUGCAGAACUACUUUGGGAUCAGCGACAGCACAUCUGGGCUACUGCAGACAGUGUUUAUCUGCAGUUUCAUGCUGUUGGCGCCAGUCUUUGGGUACCUCGGUGACCGGUACAACAGGAAGCGGAUCAUGGUGGCCGGGAUGGUCGUGUGGAUCGCCACAACACUGGGCAGUUCAUUUAUCUCAAAGGAGCAUUUCGGGGUGUUGGUCUUCAUGCGGGCACUGGUUGGCACUGGAGAGGCCAGUUACUGCACCAUUGCUCCGACCAUUAUUGGAGAUCUGUUUAGCGGCUCCAAAAGAACCCUCAUGAUCUCUUUUUUUUAUAUCUUUAUUCCUGUUGGAAGUGGUCUUGGAUAUAUUCUGGCUGCCAAAAUCGCUACUGCUACAGGAGACUGGCGCUGGGCUCUCAGGCUGAACCCAAUCCUGGGUAUACUAGGGUUGCUACUACUUGUUUUUCUGACCCCCAACCCACCUCGAGGAGCCGCCGAAACACACGGAGCAGCAUGCACAGAGCGUACAUCGUAUCUAGAGGACAUCAAGUAUCUGAUUAAAAACCGGAGCUUUGUGUGGUCCUCUUGGGGAGUGACUGCUAUGGCUUUUGUGACUGGAGCUUUGGCCUUCUGGACACCAACGUUUUUAUCCCGCGCUCGAGUCAUUCAGGGAAUCACACCUGCAUGCUCUAAAGAACCAUGUGACCCUUCAGACAGUUACAUCUUCGGUGGAAUCACAGUGGUGACGGGUAUUGCAGGGGUUUUCAUAGGCUCCACCAUAUCCAGGAAGCUGAGAGACAGAGUGGCCAACGCCGAUCCACUCAUCUGUGCCGUGGGCAUGCUCAGUUCUUCACCGUGCUUGUUCAUCGCCAUCACCCUGGCUUCCACCAGCAUUCCUGCCACAUAUACUUUUAUUGCUAUUGGAGAGGUCCUGCUCUCUCUAAACUGGGCCAUUCUCGCCGACAUCCUUCUGUAUGUUGUCAUACCAACCCGACGGGCAACAGCUGAGGCCUUACAAAUUAUGGUUUGCCAUCUGUUUGGUGAUGCGGGAAGUCCGUAUCUCAUUGGUAUUAUAUCUGAUGCUCUGAGUAAACUCGAACCAAAUUCUGCCAGCUGGAGGUUUAGCAGUCUGGAGUACAGUGUCAUGCUUUGCCCCUUUGUUGGUGUUUUGGGAGGUCUCUUCUUCCUCCUUACUGCACUCUAUAUCAAAGCAGACAGGAAAGCUGCCGAGAUCCUGAUGAAAGGAGAGAUAGUAAACCAGGCUGAACCCACCUAAAAGUCAAAGAGAUGCAGGGAGCGCACACACUGACAUUACUGUAGAGCAUUUAAAUAUUGAAAUGGCUUGAAAACUGAAGCACUUCUUUGCAAACAUUGCUUUUAGGCUUUUUGUACAUACUCAAAUUGUUCAUAUUUUAUAACAGUUUUAUUUUACUACGUUGUCUUUGUUCAAGGAUGUAUCAGAUUUUAAUUGUAUGAUUU
This is a messenger RNA of Trichomycterus rosablanca, 1834 nucleotides long. It is a transcript of the gene spns3, whose product is annotated as SPNS lysolipid transporter 3, sphingosine-1-phosphate (putative). Lineage: Eukaryota; Metazoa; Chordata; Actinopteri; Siluriformes; Trichomycteridae. Bases 135 to 1631 code for a protein of 498 amino acids. The transcript is spliced from 13 exons. Gene Ontology annotation, cellular component: membrane. The record is from RefSeq and is a predicted model, not a curated record. Gene Ontology annotation, molecular function: transmembrane transporter activity. Gene Ontology annotation, biological process: transmembrane transport.